GUGAUACCACAAAUAAAUAAAUAUCGAGUCCAACAGGGACCUCGGCUUCCCGUUAGCGUUGCGUUUCAUUCUCCUAGUUCAGCAGUUGUCCGAUACUGGACAGCCACGGGGUCAAUGAAAAGGAAGGAGACGUGUUUUUAGACAUGAGGAGAACAACGCGAGCCGUUUGAAGGUUUUGGGUGACUGGAAGCUUAAUCCUUCAUCUGGAGGAGAGAAGAGCCGAGCAUCAUCGGAUAAAGCCUCUUCCAACACAACGCGAAAAUAAUAAGGAAUAUCUUUGAAGACUACAUAUAAAUAGUCCUUCAUUGCCCUGAAGUUUGCUGUUUUGAUGGACUCGUUUGUGGAUGAAAUAAUCGUUACGCGUCACCGAUGUGAUCCCGCAUCCCCACGAGGCGAAUAGACAGCGUUGCGAUGCGCAGGCGUUAGCUCGAUAUUUUUUACCGUAGUAAAUGCAUUCGCUUGCCCGUAUCGUAUUAGUAUUGUUUUGUAUGUAUACGUGUAAUUUUUGGGGGUCGUAAAUGAAACCGAGCGGUAAUCGUGUUCAUCAUCUGUGGUAAAAGCUUGGCCUUAAUAAUAAUAACACCGUAUUAACAUCUUGUGGUUAAGAAUCUAUUCAAACGCCACACACGUAAGGCUUUGAGGUGGACUCAAGUCGACAAAAAUCUUGCACACGGGAAUACAGGCCGUUGUUUACGUUCACAGCGAGAGAAGGAAGAUGUCGGGUCAGACUCUGACGGAUCGCAUCGCCGCGGCGCAGUACAGCCUCACCGGGUCUGAGGUGGCUCGCGCUGUGUGUAAGGCGACCACACAUGAGGUGAUGGCACCCAAGAAGAAACAUCUCGAAUAUUUGAUCCAGGCAACCCAGGAGUCCAAUGUCAAUAUUCCUCAGAUGGCUGAUACCCUGUUUGAGAGAGCAGGAAAUGCCAGCUGGGUCGUGGUCUUUAAGGCUUUGGUCUCUACUCAUCACCUGAUGGUCCAUGGCAAUGAGCGAUUCAUCCAGUACCUUGCCUCCAGGAACACUCUUUUCAAUCUUAGUAAUUUUUUGGACAAAACUGGCUCUCAUGGUUACGACAUGUCAACAUUUAUCAGACGCUACAGCAGGUAUCUGAACGAGAAGGCAUUUGCUUACAGACAGAUGGCUUUUGACUUCGCCCGAGUGAAGAAAGGUACUGACGGUGUGAUGAGAACUAUGUCUACAGACAAACUUUUGAAAGGCAUGCCCACACUGCAGAGUCAGAUCGAUGCUCUGCUGGAGUUUGACGUUCAUCCAAAAGAUCUUGUCAAUGGAGCGAUCAAUGCUGCGUUCCUGUUGCUCUUCAAGGACCUGAUCAAGCUGUAUGCAUGCUACAAUGAUGGCAUCAUUAACCUUUUAGAGAAAUUCUUCCAGAUGAAGAAAGGACAGUGCAAAGACGCAUUGGAAGUCUAUAAAAGAUUCUUGACACGAAUGACCAGAGUCUCAGAGUUCCUCAAAAUCGCUGAGCAAGUGGGAAUUGACAAAAACGAUAUUCCAGAACUUACCCAGGCCCCUGAGAGUCUGCUGGAGUCUCUGGAGACGCAUCUCAACACGCUUGAGGGGAAGAAAGUUGAUGAGUCACCAACUAAGAAAGGAUCUCCUACAAAUAAUGGAACGCCUGCGAAAACAGCAGAACCAGCUGCAGUUCCUGAGCCCACUACAGCACCAGAACCUGCCAAAGCAGCCCCAGCUCCAACCACCACCAAUAGCGGUUUUAAUGAUCUAGUGGAUUUCGAUCUUCUUGCACCGAGUGCAGGGGGUUCCGCUGCUUCCACAGCAUCAUGGGGAGAUCUGCUGGGAGAGGACACUCCUGCCGCUAGCUCUGACGCGCCGCUCUCUGAGGCUGACUCUGCUUCUGCAGCUCCUGCAGCUGAUGAACCAGCGGCUGAUGCCAACGCCGCCCCGGCCGCUGCCUCGCUGCCAGUGCCUGCGCCCGCUUCCACCAUUUCAGACAUGGACCUGUUUGGAGACGCAUUUGCCCCCUCCCCAGGCGAUGGUCCGAGCGAGGGCGUGGCCCCAGCAGCUGCUGCAUGUGGCGGAUCUGACCCCUGGGCCACGUCUGAGGGGAGUGCGAGCGUCGCUCCAGAGCUGGACCUCUUUGCCAUGAAACCCGUAGAGAGCGCAGUCACUGAGGUCACAUCCCCUACUAGUGCCGAAGCGAGCAUCUCGCCGACAGUGGCUCCUGCUGCUUCCUCUCCACCCACCGCCACCGCAUCCGCAACAUCUGCGACGACUGAGCCCGCGGCCGCUCCGACACUAGACCUCUUUAGUGAUAUGUUUGAUUCUAUGCCUGAACAAAGCUCCUCCACAGAGCCCAAAGCAACCACUCCUAGCGUAGACCUAUUCGGUGCAGAUCUUCCCGCUGUCUCUCGAGGGCCUUCACCUCUGCCUGAGGCCAGUGUGACUGGUGAUCUGUUGUCUGACUCGUUCGUUGCUCCAGCUGUUGCUCCUGUGGCCGCUACACCUGCGGCUCCAGCUUCUGCUGUCUCUCCUCCUAAAGCCGAGCCCGGACCUGUGCUGGAUCUCCUUGACACGUUUGGGGACACCACCUUGGAUUCCCCGACCAUUGGGCCCGGAGCGCCGUCAGGUGACCUGCUUGGGGGAUUGAUUUCACCAGUUGCCCCCACAGUUACCCCAACCCAAGUGCCAUCUUCAGCCCCAGCCGACCUGCUGGAGGCGGAUUUUGAUGCCUUUGGCUCUGUGCCGGUACCCACAACCACAGCAGCAUCAGACGAUGCCAAUGCCACUGCGGCGCCCUCCGGUGGCUUUGACGCAUCCGUGUUUGAUGGAUUAGGAGACCUUCUGAUGCCAGCCAUAACGCCUCAGAGCACAGGCGGGACUCCUAUGGCUGCCGGGAGCACACCAGUGACACCUGGGAUUUUGCCCACUGCUGCGCCCACAAUGGCACCGGUCAUGACGGGGAUGACCCCGGCGAUGGUCCCGACAAUGGCACCUGCCCAACCAGUCAAACCUAUUGGUGGAGACUUGGACUCUUCACUUGCCAGUUUGGUUGGAAACUUGGGGAUGGGAAAUCAAAAGAAGGACAACCAGUGGAAUGAGAAGAAGCUGACAGGAGGAGCUAACUGGACCCCUCAUGUAGCCCCAAGUAGCUGGGGCACACCCGGCGCUCAAAUGCCUGGCUCUUCUCCUGGAGCCCCAGGUGCUGCCGCCCCUCCUGGAGCUAUGGCACCGCCCAUGGCAGCACAGCCAGGCUUUGGCAUGCCCGCAGCAGCAGGAGUGGGUGCUCCCAUGAUGAUGGGUCAACCCAUGAUGAGGCCGCCAUUUAUAGGGCCAGGAGCACCUUUGUCUCCAGGGCCAGCUGUUCAGAGCCCCAAAAAGCCUCCCACCAAGGACCCCCUUGCAGAUCUCAACAUCAAGGAUUUCUUAUAAUCCCUCAGUAUUUUUCCUCAAAGAUUGAGCUCCACUGAGAGAGGGCUGCUGUCUGUUUACACCCCCAGAUGCCUGAGGACCCCUCAGCUAGAGAUCCACUGAUGCCCCCUCAACAUCCCCUCAAAUCCACUCCGCCCUGCCCAGCAUACCUGUGUCAUGUUGUAGCACAAACUGUGAAGUGAAUUGUAGAGAAAAACAAGCCGAUAAAUGACGGUGUGCUUAUUUCAAUGUUUUUUUGUUUUAAUGAAACAGAACAAAACUAUUUAAAAAACACAAAUGGUGAUGAAAGAUUAAAAAAAGUGUAUGUAAGUCAACUUUUUUCCAGUGUUUAAGUAUGAAAUGAAUGAUGUACGUAUGUUCCCCUCAACUGUACUUUUGGGGCCUCCCUGAUGUGACAGCCCACCCGAAAUAUGUUCAUUUGUGCGCUAUUUCUUGUAUGUUCUUUGGUAGCAGUGUGCAAUUUAUCAUUCGCGAAAGGUACACUGCAUAUUGACCAAACAGACUCUGUGAGCAACUUAUUGAUGUGAACCUGGUAGUCAAGUUAUAAGAAGUCAGUUUGUCAUCUUCCAUAAUCGAUUGACAUGGUUGUUUACAAAUUUAAAAAUAUAUAUGAAUAUAAAUAUAUAUGAAUAUGUAUAAAGUAAUAACAUAUCCAGGCUCCUCUAUCCCACAUAGAUAACCCUAUUGGUGGUAACAUGUCCUUUUUGUAACGCUGUAGUUUUAUUGUCAGUCCACUGUUAGCAUACUUGCAUCCAUUUGGUUUAUCUCAUUAAACAACACUUAAAGGGACAGUUCACCCAAAAAUAAAAAUUCUGUCAUCGUUUACUCCCGUUCGAGUUGUUCCAAAUCUGUAUAAAUUUCUUUGUUCUGAUGAACACAGAGAAAGAUAUUUGGAAGAAUGCUGGUAACCAAACAGUUCUUGGACCCCACUGACUACCAUAGUAGGAAAAAUUGCUUUUUUUUGUUCGGUUGAACACAAAAAAAGAUAUUUUGAAAAAUGUAGGACAGCAAACAGUUCUGGGGCACUUUUGACUACCGUUGUCAACUGUUUCUGUCACAAGCACUCUUCCAAAUAUCUUUCUCUGUGUUCAACCAAACAAAGAAAUUCAUACCGGUUUGGAACAACUGGAGAGUGAGUAAUUCAUGACAGAAUUUUCAUUUUUGGGUGAACUGUCCCUUUUAUCUCUGCGCUCCUAAUCUCAGAUUAUCUCUGAGAAAGGCCUUUUGCAAUCUCUUAAUGACAUAACCAAUAUGUACAGCAACUUGUUAAACUGGUUAUCUGGAUGUUCCCCCAAAUUUUACAGUUGUAGUCAGUGGAAUGCUGUGUUUGAGUCUCUUAUAUAGUUCCUUGUGCUUGUGAGAAUUUCAAACUGAAGCUGGUACAUGUAGUGUUAUUUUGUAUAAUUGUAAAAGAACCAUUCACAGGUUUGUUUCUCAGUCUUACCCUCCCAUAUAGCCAUUUGACCAUACGUGAUGGUCAAAUCAUGCGCCCUCUGUUGAUGAGUGGGAUAUUGUAGUUGAAUGGAGUGCGGAGCAGAAAUCUAGAAUGAAAACACUGGUUUUAUGAAAAGGGAGUGUUUUCAUUCUGGACGAUACAGGGCUUAGGUGCACGUGCGGUUUUAUUAGCAGUGAUAGACUCUUAGAUCUUUGCAAUUGUUUUCAGAGGUUGUCACUGUUAAACAGUGUUACAGAAUGGACAUCCCUGUAGGAACUCUCUAGAACUCAAUAUUCCCUUUGUUGUCAUGGACAUGACAAAGGCAGAUAUUCGGAUCUCUCUUUUUGCAAUUCUCAAAAUGUAUUUAUUUUCAGUUUUCGAUUCAUAUUGACACCUCUACAUAGUGCAUGUAAGCCCUUUGAGAUGCAAUAAACACUGAUGGGAAGAAUU
Triplophysa rosa is the source of this 5288-nucleotide messenger RNA. It is a transcript of the gene snap91a, whose product is annotated as synaptosome associated protein 91a. Lineage: Eukaryota; Metazoa; Chordata; Actinopteri; Cypriniformes; Nemacheilidae. Gene Ontology annotation, biological process: synaptic vesicle budding from presynaptic endocytic zone membrane; clathrin coat assembly; clathrin-dependent endocytosis. The coding region runs from base 716 to 3403 and encodes 895 amino acids. Gene Ontology annotation, molecular function: 1-phosphatidylinositol binding; clathrin heavy chain binding; phosphatidylinositol-4,5-bisphosphate binding. Gene Ontology annotation, cellular component: extrinsic component of presynaptic endocytic zone membrane; clathrin-coated vesicle; clathrin-coated pit. The record is from RefSeq and is a predicted model, not a curated record. The transcript is spliced from 29 exons.